Messenger RNA from Thlaspi arvense, 2604 nucleotides. Lineage: Eukaryota; Viridiplantae; Streptophyta; Magnoliopsida; Brassicales; Brassicaceae. The record is from the annotation of a GenBank genome assembly.
AUGGCUGCUGAUAUUUCAUGGGAUGAAAUAAAAAAGGAGCAUGUUGAUCUUGUUAGUGAAAAGAUUCCGGUGGAAGAAGUCAUCAAGCUGGGUGAUAUUGUCCCUGCGGACGCUCGUCUUCUGGAAGGUGAUCCUCUUAAGAUCGACCAAUCUGCCCUUACUGGUGAAUCUCUUCCCGCCACUAAAUAUCCUGGAGAUGAAGUAUUCUCUGGUUCGACUUGUAAACAAGGUGAGAUCGAGGCUGUUGUCAUUGCCACUGGUGUGCAUACUUUCUUUGGCAAGGCAGCACACCUUGUUGACAGCACUAACAACGUUGGCCAUUUCCAAAAGGUUUUCCCUAAAAACGUAGACAAGGAUACUGUGAUAUUACUUUCAGCUAGGGCUUCAAGAACAGAGAAUCAAGAUGCUAUUGAUGCGUGCAUUGUUAAUAUGCUAGGUGAUCCAAAAGAAGCAAGAGCUGGAAUAACUGAAGUGCAUUUCUUGCCAUUCAAUCCAGUAGAAAAAAGAACAGCGAUCACAUACAUUGAUAGCAAUGGAGAAUGGCAUAGAAGCAGCAAAGGUGCUCCUGAACAAAUUAUUACUCUAUGUGAACUCAAAGGAGAGACGAAGAAACGAGCAGAUGACAUCAUUGAUAAGUUUGCUGAGCGUGGCCUUCGUUCACUCGGGAUAGCACGUCAGAAGGUUCCUGAGAAGGACAAAGAAAGCGCAGGGACGCCAUGGGAGUUUGUUGGUCUUUUGCCACUCUUUGACCCUCCAAGACAUGAUAGUGCAGAGACCAUUAGACGAGCCCUUGAUCUUGGUGUAAAUGUUAAGAUGAUCACCGGAGACCAAUUGGCGAUUGGUAAAGAAACUGGUCGCAGGCUUGGAAUGGGAACUAACAUGUAUCCUUCCUCAUCUUUACUCGAAAACAAAGAUGACACCACCGGUGGAGUUCCGGUCGAUGAGCUCAUUGAGAAGGCUGAUGGAUUUGCUGGAGUCUUUCCUGAGCACAAGUACGAGAUUGUAAAGAGACUCCAAGACAAGAAACAUAUCGUUGGUAUGACUGGGGAUGGUGUGAACGAUGCUCCAGCGCUAAAAAAAGCUGACAUCGGUAUAGCAGUGGAUGAUGCAACUGAUGCGGCAAGAAGCGCUUCAGAUAUAGUCUUGACCGAGCCAGGUCUUAGUGUCAUAAUUAGCGCGGUGCUCACCAGCCGAGCUAUCUUUCAACGAAUGAAAAAUUACACAAUAUAUGCUGUUUCCAUCACCAUCCGUAUAGUCCUAGGCUUCAUGCUUGUAGCUCUCAUUUGGGAGUUUGACUUUUCUCCCUUUAUGGUCCUUAUUAUCGCAAUCUUGAACGAUGGGACGAUCAUGACCAUUUCAAAAGACAGAGUCAAACCUUCGCCAAUCCCUGAUUCAUGGAAGCUUAAAGAGAUCUUUGCUACUGGAGUUGUUCUUGGAACGUACAUGGCUCUCAUUACUGUUGUCUUCUUCUGGCUAGCUCAUGACACUGAUUUCUUUCCGGAUAAAUUUGGAGUAAGAUCAUUACAAGGCAAAAACGAGGAGCUAAUAGCAGUUUUGUAUUUGCAAGUCAGUAUAAUUAGCCAAGCUCUCAUCUUUGUCACACGAUCAAGGAGUUGGUCUUUCGUGGAACGUCCUGGAUUUCUUCUUCUCAUUGCUUUCCUCGUUGCCCAACUGGUUGCAACCUUGAUAGCAGCUUUAGCACAUUGGGAAUUUGCGAGAAUCAAAGGGUGCGGAUGGGGAUGGUGUGGAGUCAUCUGGAUUUACAGUCUCAUCACAUACAUUCCUCUUGACAUCCUCAAGUUUAUCACCCGUUACACCCUUAGUGGCAAAGCUUGGAAUAACAUGAUCGAAAAUAGGACCGCAUUCACAACCAAGAAAGACUACGGAAGGGGAGAAAGAGAGGCCCAGUGGGCUCUGGCUCAACGUACACUCCAUGGACUUAAACCACCCGAGUCAAUGUUCGAAGAUACGGCAACCUACACUGAGCUCUCUGAGAUCGCUGAACAAGCUAAAAAACGUGCAGAAGUUGCCAGGCUACGAGAAGUGCACACCCUUAAGGGCCACGUUGAAUCAGUUGUAAAGCUUAAAGGCCUUGAUAUUGACAAUCUUAACCAACACUACACCGUCUAAGCCAAACUACAAUGACAUUUCAAGAGAAGACGUAUGACGACAAUUCGAAAAAAAAACUUGGAGAAAAUGGUUUCAGAAAGAUCAAAAAGAAAAAGGAGAUCGUUUUGAUUUAGAUUAAUUAAUAUCAUUCGUUUUGAUUACAUUUUUCUUGCUUAAGAGAUUAUAUAACCAGUGGAAAGUUUCAUAGCAUGAAAUAAAACCAAAAGGAGAAGAAGAAGUUGCUGGUUGGCUGAGUGAGAUUGGAAUAAAGAAAAAAAAUGAGACACAUUGGCGAUGUGAUAAACUCAUUAGCGAUCUUUUUUUUUUGGUUAUCAGCCCUUUUAUGUUUUUUUUUAUAAUAAGAUAGUAAGGUUGAUAAUGAUAGAAAUUAGUUUUGUUUUAGCAGUAAUAAACACCAAUAAAUUUCUUCUAAUUAACUAGUUUGACUUUCAAAUAAUUUGCGUUAUUCUUUCCAAGUCUUUUUUUUAAUUAUUA